This is a messenger RNA of Neoarius graeffei (lesser salmon catfish), 1261 nucleotides long. Its product is annotated as interferon a3-like. Gene Ontology annotation, cellular component: extracellular region. The transcript is spliced from 4 exons. Bases 86 to 913 code for a protein of 275 amino acids. The record is from RefSeq and is a predicted model, not a curated record. Gene Ontology annotation, biological process: defense response. Lineage: Eukaryota; Metazoa; Chordata; Actinopteri; Siluriformes; Ariidae. Gene Ontology annotation, molecular function: cytokine receptor binding.
AAAUUUUCACUUUCUGAGGUUUUUUUAACGUUAAAAUGAGUUCCUCUGACCUUCUUAAGUCACCCCAGUGGCUAGAAAUUUCAUAAUGUGUAAACCAAACUAUGCCCAACAUUUGAGAAUGGCGCGUCAAAACGGCGCGUUGAUAAACUCUUCCCUUUACUACGUCAGCAAGGGAGAUGAUCCCCCCCCCCGGAUUCCCACCCACUGUAUGGAUUGCCCACCCAGUUGUAGUGAGGAGACCAUAGAGGGAGGACACAACAACAUGGCAUCACCUAAGCGAGCGAAACAUGGAAAUUGCGCUGUACAUGGAUGUGACAACACAGAAAAGAGUCUGUUUUUACUACUGACGGGAGAGACCCUGAAGACGCAGUGGCUUAAUUUUAUUUACUUCAAUAAUAUGCCGUCGAGUCUACCUAAGACGGUGUAUGUUUGUCGGAAGCAUUUUCCUGAGGAAUGUUUCCACAACUUGGGACAGUACAGGGCAGGUUUUGCACAUCAACUGUCACUGAAGCCUGGGUCCGUACCAAGAAUCCCUGCCGCAUCAGCCACAAACACCGAACAAGCAAAGGAUCACAUACUGUUCAUUUUGCAGACUCUAAAGAGUGUCAUGAGGAUCUACAGAAGAAAAUAUAAGAAGAUGGACUGUAACCAACAUAAACUGCAGAUCUUCCUGCUUGAUGUGGAUCGUCAGAUCUUGGAGCUGGAGCAAUGUGCAACAUAUAUAGUUGCAGGUGAAGUGCAUAAGAGAGUGUUCAUGGAGAUGGAAAUUCACUUCAGAAGUCUGAUGUCUCACCUUAAAAAUACAAAGUACAGCGCACAGAGCUGCAAUGAUGUUGCAGAAGUGACAUUGAGACAUCUGAGAAGACUUGACUUACUGGCCGCCAAAACGAAAACUGACUCUGAGUUCAUCUGAAUCCGUCUGAGAUGGUGCUGAAGAACUGGUUCAAAAAAACUUUAAUCGACUGAAUUGUGUAUCAUAAGUUUGUAAAUAGGAAAAUAUAAAUAUGAAUUAUCUUGCAUAUACUUGUACAUGCUAGUUUUUUUUUAAAAUAUUUAUUUCUUCAUGUACUGUGUUGUCUAUGUGGACCUGAAUAAAGUUCAUAUAUAUAUAAAUUACACACACACACACACACACACACACACACACACACACACACACACACACACACACACAAGAAAUUCAUGAUUAUCAUGUAAUCUUUAUUUCUUCAGAUAAAGACACAUAUCUUAAGUUACAAACAUUAAACAACUAAAAGCAUUA